This is a messenger RNA of Opisthorchis viverrini, 564 nucleotides long. RefSeq lists its product as hypothetical. NCBI's taxonomy places the organism in Eukaryota, Metazoa, Platyhelminthes, Trematoda, Opisthorchiida, Opisthorchiidae. Gene Ontology annotation, cellular component: nucleosome. The coding region runs from base 1 to 564 and encodes 187 amino acids. The record is from RefSeq and is a predicted model, not a curated record. Gene Ontology annotation, molecular function: structural constituent of chromatin; DNA binding; protein heterodimerization activity. The transcript is spliced from 2 exons.
AUGGCUCUGGAGGUCGUCUCCGGCUGCGAAGAAGGCUUCCAAGGUGAAGGUUCCGAAGUUAGACAAGAAGAAGCGAGGAGGAAGAAGAGCUAUGCGAUCUGCAUCUACAAGGUGCUGCGUCAAGUCCACGUUGCCUCUCCUUCAGCGUCUAAGAAAGCCAUGAGUGGUCGCGGCAAAGGCGGUACAACUCGGGUCGAUGCGAAGACCAGUUCGUCACGCCAGGGACUCGUCGAUCGUGUACAUCGUCUGCUGCUCAAAGGCAACUAUGCUGAGUGCGUUGGUGCUGGUGACUCCGUGUACUUGGUCGCAGUCCUGGACUGCCUCGCUGCUGAGGUCCUGGAUUUUGCUAGCAAUGCUGCCCAUGACAACAGGGAGACCCGCAUCAUCCCCCGUCACUUGCAACUGGCCAUCCGCAACGACGGGGAGCUCCACCAGCCCUUGGGUGGUGUGACGAUUGCUCAGGGUGGUGUGUUGCGGAACAUCCAGUCGGUGCUUCUGCCAAAGAAGCAUGAUAAGGUGAAGGCCCAAGCUUCGCCAUACGAGUGCUCGAAGGUAAAGACCUGA